AUGGCUGAUGCACAGAAAUAUCAGAAGUUGGCCACUGAAUAUGCCAAGUUGAAAGCACAAAUCCCCGUUCUGAAGAAAGCUUAUUUAGAAGAGCAAGCAGUCUGCAAUGAAUUAAAAGAAAAACUUAAAGAAUGUGAGCAGUCCAUCAGGAAAUAUGAACAGGAAGUAGAUAGCCUGACAUUUCGAAACCAGCAGCUGUCAACUAGAGUUCUCUUUCUGCAAGAAGAACUUGACCAAGCAGAGACCAGCAAGAAGAAAUCCAAACACAAACACGAUGCAAGUCCAGUGAACCUACCAUCCCCCACUUCAGUGUAUAAUGAAGAACUGAUGAAUAAAAUACAGGAGAAUGAAAUGCUACAUAAACAGGUAGCAGAAAGUAACAUGCAAUAUCAGAGUAGGCUAGAAGAACUGGAGAAGUCAGUGAAGGACUAUGAGGGAAAAUUCAGUCAUCACCAGGAGGUGUUAGACUCCACCAUACAGAAAGACAAGGCCCAAAUAGACAAACUGCAGGAGGAAAAGGCCAUGCUAGAGAUCAAGUGCCAGUCACUGGAAAAAGAAACCAAAAGCUGCAGAUCACGAGCGGACAUUGCAGAGAACCAGCUGAAGACAGUACAGUGCCACCUACAGAAACAGUUAGAGCAGGCCAACAAAAUUAUCACAGACAAACUGCCCUUCAUUGACACAAAAAACAGAGAUCUGAAUGGCUUGAAUUUGCCGACACAUGAUAGAAGGCACCAGUUACAGGCACGGGAACUAGUCAGCCAGGCCACCAAUCACACAGCAGAGCUUGUUCAGGCUUUGUCCAAUUUCUACACCUACUCAGAGCAGCGGUCUAAAAUCUAUCCAGCUGAUGGAACUCAUGAGCCAUACAGCCCAGUCAAUAUACAGUACUGUAAAUACCUCCAUGAGAACAUGACCUACCUGAGACCGGUUGAACAGUCCCUGAAGCAUUUCCUGUCCACCCUGAAUGAGGACUCCCUGACCACUCUGGAAACUGCUACAGAGUUGCAGCCCUUUGCUGUCAAUUUCAAGAAAAUGGUUGCUUAUAUGAAUAAAUUAUUACCUUACCAACUCAGCAGUUUGGAGGAGGAGUGUGCUGUAUCGUCUUGCAGUGCCUCCCUCGAGUCCAAGAACAUGGAUCUUCAUGCCUCACUGAAGCACCUCACUGCUGUCUUUAACAAACUAGAUACAUAUGUUGGACUGUUAGCAGCUCAGAGUAAGUAG
Messenger RNA from Magallana angulata, 1224 nucleotides. Its product is annotated as protein phosphatase 1 regulatory subunit 21-like. Bases 1 to 1224 code for a protein of 407 amino acids. The record is from RefSeq and is a predicted model, not a curated record. Lineage: Eukaryota; Metazoa; Mollusca; Bivalvia; Ostreida; Ostreidae. The transcript is spliced from 11 exons. Gene Ontology annotation, cellular component: membrane; early endosome.